AUGGGUCUCCUGGGGCAUACCCUGGACCCAAUUGCAUUCGAUCUUUGGCUGGGCUUACGGCUCUUGAACUUGGCGAUCCGACACCCGUGCCCAACCCCGACCAAUGACGCAUUUUCAUCGUCCUCGCUCCAGGUGACUUUGUUUCCCUACCGUAACCUCCACAGCCCCAGGUACCCGUCCUCAGAGCCCUUCUUCUCUGCGAUUUCUAGGCACUCGGUGUCUCAGAGUCCUACAUCAUCCUGGCUGGCGCUGCCUAAGACGUCGAUCAGAGGGCGCAACGGCGAGUUUGCCAGCAUCCUCAUAUUCUACCCAACAGCCGGCGAUUACAUAUCUGUCCAUUGCCUGCCUCCCAAAGCAAAUAUCUUCCUCUUCCAAGUCAUCAUCGCUUCCAAAAGCAUCAUCACACUUUCACACAUAGUACAUACAAAAGACCACAAGAGGUCAAACAAGUCCACCAUGCCUCGUUACGCCUCCAGCAAGACCCCCGUCAUCCACCAUGUGCGGGAUUCCUCCGUCUCCUCCUCCUCAUCCACCCGCAGCUCUGGUUCCAUAUCUGCCACGGCAUCCUCCUUCUCUGGCUCUGGCGCCAGCACCCUCCGCGAGUACGACGCCUCGGGCCACUCAAUGACAACGUCCAAGCGAAACAACGUCGUGGUUAUCAACCGCCACGAGCCCGGCUACGACAGGGAUUCCCCGAAGCCGACCUACAGCAGCGGCUACGCGGGCAAGAGGAAGUCGCAUCAGUGA
Messenger RNA from Sodiomyces alkalinus F11, 747 nucleotides. RefSeq lists its product as hypothetical. The transcript has 5 exons. Lineage: Eukaryota; Fungi; Ascomycota; Sordariomycetes; Glomerellales; Plectosphaerellaceae. Bases 1 to 747 code for a protein of 248 amino acids. The record is from RefSeq and is a predicted model, not a curated record.